GGGACGGUUGCGAACGACGGGGGAUCGUUAAGAGACGACUGCGUCCGCGCAACCGACGAGUGAUUAGCUAUCACGCGUCGAGACCAGCGAAGUCGAUUUCGUCGUUUGAUUUGGAACCGAGGCCAUGGGGACGGAGAUCUUGCGGCCGCAGGACUGCUUGGCCGGGCGGAUGGGAGCCGCCGCCCCGGCGGCUUACCCCCGCCGGAGGAGCUGCAGCGACGGGAGCUCCUCCGCUAAUCCGAGGCCGCACAGGAGGCACCACCAGCACCAGCAGAGAAAGCGGCCCGUCGUCCCCGGCCAGCCGGAGCAGUUGCGGCCCGGCGGCCAUGUGACGGGGAAGGCCGCCGUCCUCCGGCGAGGCGACGGUCCGGUCGUCGUUUCGGGAUCAGGUCCAGAGCCGGAGAUGGCGCGGAAGCAGGCCAUCGCGCCGGGGGGGAGGGCCGUGGUGUACGCCGGGUCGGCGUUCGCCGUGUCGCCGGAGCCGAGCUCGCUUCCGCUGCCGUCGUUUUCGAAGGAGAAGAAGAAGCAGGCGCUCUUGGUCGACGAUUCGGCCACCAGGGACCUCCGGCGGUUGCUCCGGCUCGAUCUCCUGUGAGGAAAACCAAGGGCUCUUUCGAAUUCCGCCGAGUAUGGAUGAUCUUUGAAGAUCAGAUCUAGCCGAUUCCGGAUCCAUUUUCAUCGCCUCUCUCCCUCUCUCUAUCUCGAAGUUCUCAAUGUCUGGACCUUUCCGCGAGUUUUUUCAGGAAGUGGGGGCCGAUCCGGAAUUUGGAGAAACUAGGAGGAGCAUGCGCGCAAUACGCGCUUCUUUUGCUGUAAUUAGGCUGCAUUUUUAGUGAUUAGUUGUAAUAGUGGGUACAGACUAAGGGCUCGAAGAAGGAAGAAAAUAAGAAAUGGGGGGUGGAUUUGUAAUAUUGGGAAAUAGGGCAGACGGAGUUGGAGCCUUGGGGGGGUGGUGGGGGGUGUGAAUGCGAGAGUUUUUCUCUUCUUGUCCUUGGACGAAUCUGUGAAAAAGCUUCUUUUGCUGCCAUGCCCCUUUCUGUAAUCACGGAGAAGGAUGGGAACUAGAGAUUGUGAAUUGGUGAUGAGACGUUUUAGUAUGAGACGUUUUAGUUGAAAGCA
Eucalyptus grandis is the source of this 1119-nucleotide messenger RNA. RefSeq lists its product as uncharacterized. The coding region runs from base 125 to 595 and encodes 156 amino acids. NCBI's taxonomy places the organism in Eukaryota, Viridiplantae, Streptophyta, Magnoliopsida, Myrtales, Myrtaceae. The record is from RefSeq and is a predicted model, not a curated record. The transcript has 2 exons.